Molecule: messenger RNA, 2956 nt
Organism: Pimephales promelas (fathead minnow)
Lineage: Eukaryota; Metazoa; Chordata; Actinopteri; Cypriniformes; Leuciscidae
Source: RefSeq, a predicted model, not a curated record
UCUUCUCAACUCUUCAUGAAGCUGCCCAUUGUUUCUGUUUUCUGAGCACAGAUCUGACCUCUUUUCCCAAACAUCCUGUAGUGACGCCCCUCCUUCCCUCCCUCUGUUUUCUUCUCUUGUUCCUCUUCUGCUCUUGCACAACUUCCUUGUUUUCAUCUUGGUGGUUCACUACAGACACAUGCAGGUAUGGUGGAGGGUCCAGCAACCACAGGAGCAUCGGAGCCGAUCAGUGUGGUGACGGGCGGCAGUAAACCUGUGCACCGCUUCCUCAAAGGACAACCCAUGUGUAUCGGAACUGUGCUGGUGAUGAUGGCCGUAUGCAUGAUCAUGUUUGGAUUCGCCAUGGAUGUGCAGUCAGAUGCGAUGACCUCCGCAGACAUGUACACCCCCUUCUGGCUCGCCAUCCUGUUCUUUAUCUGUGGCGUUUUGUAUAUACUGUGUGAACACAACCCCUCCAAAAAGAUUAUCACAGCCAGCCUUGCUUUGAGCAUCAUCUCCACCCUUGGAGUGUUCUUCGGUUGUGUGGGGUUCGUCAGAGCCAUCGUUGGGAUCCAUGACACAUUUUGGAGCCAUUUUGCUGAAAAUCAAACAGUGGAGGAGAGACAACAUAUGGAACAACAUUAUAUGGCCGUCGAAAAAGUAGAGCAAGUGUUUUUCUGCCACAGCUUGAUAGGAGGGGGUCUGCUUAUAACCAUGACAUUCUUCGCUCGGGCGGCGCUCCGAUCCAGCAGAACUCAGGCUGUUGUUGUGAUGAGGAACCUGCCGUCAGCGGAGUGACCCUCCCUAACCCAGCCGUCAGCGGAGUGACCCUAACCCAGCCAUCAGCGGAGUGACCCUAACCCUGCCGUCAGCAAAGUGACCCUAACCCUGCCCCCAGUAGAGUGACCCUAACCCUGCCAUCAGCGGAGUGACCCUAACCCAGCCAUCAGCGGAGUGACCCUAACCCUGCCAUCAGUGGAGUGACCCUAACCCAGCCAUCAGCGGAGUGAUCCUGAACCCUGCCGUCAGCAAAGUGACCCUUACCCAGCCAUCAGCAGAGUGACCCUAACCCUGCCCCCAGUGGAAUGACCCUAACCCUGCCAUCAGCGGAUUGACCCUAACCCUGCCUGCAGAGGAGUGACCCUAACCCUGCUAUUAGCGAAGUGACCCUAACCCUGCCGCCAGCAUAGUGACCCUAACCCUAACCCCAGAGGAGUAACCCUAACCCUGCCGUCAGCGAAGUGACCCUAACCCUGCCCCCAGUGGAGUGACCCUAACCCUGCCAUCAGUGGAUUGACCCUAACCCUGCCCCCAGAGGAGUGACCCUAACCCUGCCGUCAGCGGAGUGACUCUAACCCUGCCAUCAGCGGAGUGACCCUAAGCCUUCCGUCCGCGGAGUGACCCUAACCCUUUCAUCAGCAGAGUGACCCUAAGCCUUUCCGUCAGCAGAGUGACCCUAACUAAGCUGCCAGUGGAGUGACCCUAACCCUUCCGUCAGCGGAGUGACCCUAAUCCUGCUGUCAGCGGAGUGACCCUAACCCUGCUGUCAGCUGAGUGACCCUGACCCUUCCGUCAACGGAGUGACCCUAACCCUGCUGUCAGCGGAGUGACCCUAACCCUGCUGUCAGCGGAGUGACCCUAACCCUGCUGUCAGCGGAGUGACCCUAACCCUUCCGUCAACGGAGUGACCCUAAUCAUGCUGUCAGCAGAGUGACCCUAACCCUGCUGUCAGCUGAGUGACCCUGACCCUUCCGUCAACGGAGUGACCCUAACCCUGCUGUCAGCGGAGUGACCCUAACCCUGCUGUCAGCGGAGUGACCCUAACCCUGCUGUCAGCGGAGUGACCCUAACCCUUCCGUCAAAGGAGUGACCCUAACCCUGCUGUCAGCGGAGUAACCCUAACCCUGCCGUCAGCGGAGUGACCCUAACCCUUCCGUCAAAGGAGUGACCCUAACCCUGCCGUCAGCGGAGCAAACCCAGAUCGUCUGAACAUUCACCAAAUGUACGCCUAGGAGGAGCCAGGAUACUUCACUGAUAAUCAACUGUGAUCUUUGAAAUUACUAGAGUAUGAGCAUUAGAAUGUAGUAUCUCUUUUUAGUGUUACUAAUACCAGUGUUUUGUACUGAGACCUACAAUAUAAAACAGCCAUCGGUGUUCUUGUUUUCCAGUACUAAUUUCUAAACAUUCUUAAAUCAAAAUACAUUUAUUCAAGAAACAAAAUGUUUUCCCUUUGAAUUAAAUUCAGUUUCUGAACACAUUGUCAGAUAGUUGGUCUUGUUUUAAGCUUAAACUCAAAUUUGAUACAUUUUUCAUAAAACAAGACUUAAUAUCUGAAGUCAUUUUGCUUAUCUUGAUAUAAAAUAAUAUACAUUUAUUUUUUGCAGUGUAAAAAAAGCAAAGCACUUUGCUAUUUUUCAAUUCACAUUAACUGAAAAACACAUUGAAUCUUGGCUAUUUACUGUGAAGACAUUUAUCACUCGCUGAACUCUUUUCACUUAUUAUGCAGCUUAGGGCAACUAAUCAUAUACAGUAUCAUCUACAUCUUUAUAUUGGCAGAUAUAAAUGACUCAAAUCAUUUACAUUUCCUAAACGUCUGACACAUAUUGCAAAUACAUAUUCCAAAUGAAAACACCAAUCUUAUACAGUGAUUAUGUAUAUUUAAAUGUAACAUUAGUCUCUGUGAUCUGAUCACAAGUGCUAAAUACAGAUAAUUAUGUUUGUCUAUAUUAGUCCAUAUUAAUUCAAUGUAAGUAUAUCGCUUUUCACAAUACAUUUAGUUUCAAAGCAGCUUUACAGAAAAUGCUCAGUGACAAUUUCAGUGUUACAAUCAGGAAGAGUUCUGUUAUCAGUCACAGAUGAGUGUGUGAUAUAGCAGUGAUACACAGAUAUUUUAUAAUACAUGUUAUGUUUGUUAAUGUCAUGUAUUCAGUUAAACAGACACAGCAAAUAAGUUGCAAUAAAAAAAUUGUACUUGUAA